Molecule: messenger RNA, 1278 nt
Organism: Lathyrus oleraceus (garden pea)
Lineage: Eukaryota; Viridiplantae; Streptophyta; Magnoliopsida; Fabales; Fabaceae
Exons: 3
Coding region: 705-953 (82 amino acids)
Source: RefSeq, a predicted model, not a curated record
CCUGACUCACCAUACACUAUCUCCUAGGGGUGGCAAAACGGGCUCGGCCCGCGGGGCGCCCGUUUUGCCCGCACUUUUGUGCGGGGCAGACCAAGGAUUUAGGCCCUCACCCUCAAAUGUGUCCGCCCCGCCCCGCCCCGUUUUUUCGCAGGCUUUUGCGGGCACGUGUAUUUACAUAAAUUUUUGCAUUUUUAGACUUAAAGAGUGCAGUGCCCGCGGGCUUUCCCCGCCCCGCCCUCACUUUUUUGCGGGACGGGUCUAAGUUUUAAGCCCGCAUCCUCAACUAUGACCGUCCCGCCCCGCCCCGUUUCUUUGUGGGCUUUUGCGGGGCGGGCCUAAACGGGUCAGGCUUGCCCGUUUGCCACCCGUACUAUCUCCCUCUUCUAAAGCCCUCUCGCCGGAAUACCUCCGCCACUGGAGCGACAGAGGUCCGAAAGUUACGCGACCUACAUCAAAGGAGACGCCUCACUCUCCUCUACCGGAUUCCACCAAUCCCUUACUCCAAUUCCCCUUUGUUAACCAAACCUAAAAAAAUCUAAGAACCCUAGGUGAGAUCUUUCCCAAUUCAAACCUCGUAUGGAGGUAAUGGAGUCUACAAGCUUGGUAUCACCGCUCACCUAACCAAGUCCUAUUCAAUGGUAACAAACGCGAGCCAAGAUGAAAGAAUUCAUGCUUACCUUCGACGUCGACAAUGAAGCACGAAGAUGGCGAUGCUUGAAUAUUGUUCAGGUGCGACGGUACUGGUAGAUUACAAAAAGGUUAAUGAAGCGAAGCGUACCACGGACCCAGGACUGCAUCAAGGUCGAGAAUUCCGUUGUUGCGCGAAGCUGAACUUGGUUAGGAAAAAUCAGUUGGAGCUUUCGAAGGGUGUUGGAUUCGUCUCAAUUCCUUGCCUAAUUCCUAAUUCUGUUAUGGAUUUAUAUGCAGGUUUUGUGUUGAAUUACAUUGACUGAAAGGGUGGAUUAGAAUGGAGUCAGUUGUAGGUGAACAAAGUUAGUUAACAGUUAUCGAAAUUCGAUUAAGAGUCGUAAUGGUGUUAAACCUUCUGUUAAGCGCUAGCUUGCUAUAUGAUGUUAGCUUUUAUUACGUGAUGUUAGAUAGUUAUACAAGGAAUUAGUUAGAAUUCGGUUAACAAUUCUGCUGGUAAGAAGUUUAUGAUUGUUAGGGGUGAGUCAGUUUAUGAUUUUUUUCCCUUCCGUUUUGUUAAUUGGUCGACCUUUAAUGAAUGUAUCCAACUGAAAUUAUGUUAAGUGAAAAAUGAAUUCGGUUUUAAUGGUA